ACUUACUGAUGUACAAGAAGAACAAUUUCGAUUGUUCUUUCUGGAUCGAGAUAAUGUUGCGAUGAGUUCAUACAAUUUGGAUAAAAAAACAGAGUUACUAGUUUUAUAUUUACAGGAACAAAAAAGCGAUUUAUGGGAAAAAUUUAACGAAACUUACCCAGAUGGUAUGAAAAGAACUAGCUUUAUGGAUCGAUUAGCUACUUCAACAAACCUUAGAUAUUGCAAAGAUCUUGGUAGAUUAUGUAUAAUCUGCAAUGAUUAUAGAUAUGAAACCUUCGAAAAUUUGACAAAUAUUAUUAAUACUACUUUUAUGAAUAAUAACGAGUUAAAG
Racocetra persica is the source of this 331-nucleotide messenger RNA. The record is from the annotation of a GenBank genome assembly. Lineage: Eukaryota; Fungi; Glomeromycota; Glomeromycetes; Diversisporales; Gigasporaceae.